AUGGAAUCCGAAUUGCAACCCGUGGCUAGGCACGACUCCACAUUCCCGGACAGGAUCGAAGUCAAGCUCGAGGACGUGUGGAUCGGCGUCACCGACCCGAAAGAGAGACGGAAACUGCAGAACCGGCUCAAUCAGAGGGCCCGACGACGCCGUCAGCAUUUAGCCAAAGCACUGCCGAAUGCCUCGCAGCCAGCCGAUCACCAGUCGCGAUCCACCACGGCACUGGUUCCCCCGUCCGUCGAUUUCAAGAGUUUAGAUGAAUUUCCUAUCUUGGGGCCUCUGGCCCCGAAAGCUCGAAGCAUCAUGCGACAGCUGGAAGCAAUGAUUCAUCUCGAAUUCGCAACCGGCUCACCACGGGCAGACUUACUUCUGCGAGUCACUCGCUUCAACAUUUUACGAGCCUUGAACACCAACAUGGAUGUUCUGGGCUACCAGGCCGACAAGAUGCUCGAUGACGAUGCCCUGUCCAUGUUCAGCACGAAUGGACCACGGUGUCCGGUCACACAAGACCGUGAAGAUGUCCUGCCCCUGGCCUUACAGCCCACGGUGAUCCAACGCACGGUUCCGCAUCAUCCGUGGUUAGACCUGAUUCCUAUUGCCAAGAUGCGGGAUAACCUUAUUCUCGCGGAGAGCGUGAUGGAUGAUAUUCAACUGUGUCACGACAUGUGCGGUCAUCAAAGAUCUCUGGCGGAGCAGGGCCGUAAUGGCGGGAUGGGGGAAACGGGGGUGAUUGUGUGGAAAGACCCUUGGGAUCCUGAGGGGUGGGAGGUGACGGAGACCUUUGUGCGGUUGUGGGGCUGGGCCGUCCAGGACUGUUGGGAGUUGUUUCAGUCGACCAAUGCAUGGCGGAAGCGACGGGGCGAGAGGCCAUUAUUUCGAUAUCCGGUAGCGGGAGGUAACCAAAUGGCUCAACCUGCCUCUGAUGCAGAUGGAACAAUUCCAUGA
Aspergillus ibericus CBS 121593 is the source of this 945-nucleotide messenger RNA. RefSeq names its product DUF3425 domain-containing protein. Bases 1 to 945 code for a protein of 314 amino acids. The transcript is spliced from 2 exons. The record is from RefSeq and is a predicted model, not a curated record. Lineage: Eukaryota; Fungi; Ascomycota; Eurotiomycetes; Eurotiales; Aspergillaceae.